Molecule: messenger RNA, 2865 nt
Organism: Trematomus bernacchii (emerald rockcod)
Lineage: Eukaryota; Metazoa; Chordata; Actinopteri; Perciformes; Nototheniidae
Gene: nap1l1
Product: nucleosome assembly protein 1-like 1
Exons: 16
Coding region: 131-1294 (387 amino acids)
Biological process (GO): nucleosome assembly
Cellular component (GO): chromatin; nucleus
Molecular function (GO): chromatin binding; histone binding
Source: RefSeq, a predicted model, not a curated record
CGGCGGGAUCUCUCUUCCUUUUACCGCCAUCGGAGCGGAGUGUCUUUCUUCCACCGGGACCUCGUCACUGCGCAGCCCCGCUUCACCACCUCCGGUCACACAGCGAAGCAUCACUCGAGACUCAGCUGAAAUGGCAGACAUCGACAACAAAGACCAGGCUGAGAUAGACCCGGCAGAUAUGGAGGAUGUUGAAGAUGUGGAAGAGGAAGAGACGGGAGAAGAUGAAAACAGCAAAGCUCGUCAGCUGACUGUGCAGAUGAUGCAGAACCCACAGAUCCUGGCCGCGCUGCAGGAGAGGCUCGACGGGCUCAAUGGAUCGCCGUCAGGCUACAUGGAGAGUUUACCAAAGGUCGUAAAGAGACGUGUGAACGCCCUGAAGAAUCUGCAGGUCAAAUGUGCCCACAUUGAGGCCAAGUUCUACGAAGAAGUACACGAACUGGAGAGAAAGUACGCGGCCCUCUACCAGCCCCUCUUCGACAAAAGAAGCGACAUAGUGAAAGCAGCCUAUGAGCCCACUGAUGAAGAGUGUGAAUGGAAAGCAGAUGAGGAGGAAGAGCUGACAGUAAGUAAGCAGGACGAGAUGAAGGAGAAGGCCAAGCUGGAGGAAGAGAAGAAGGACGAGGAGAAGGAAGACCCCAAAGGAAUCCCCGAGUUCUGGUCGACGGUUUUCAAAAAUGUGGAUCUGCUCAGCGACAUGCUGCAGGAACACGACGAACCCAUCCUUAAACAUUUACAAGAUAUUAAAGUAAAGUUCUCAGACCUAGAACAGCCCAUGAGCUUCACGUUAGAGUUCCUCUUUGAGCCCAACGAAUUCUUCACAAACACUUUGUUGACGAAAACCUACAAGAUGAGGUCAGAGCCCGACGAGACCGACCCGUUCUCCUUCGACGGUCCGGAGAUCAUGUGCUGCACAGGUUGCACGAUUGACUGGACAAAGGGCAAAAAUGUUACGUUGAAAACAAUCAAGAAGAAGCAGAAGCACAAGGGCCGCGGCACGGUGAGGACUGUCACCAAAACGGUGCCCAACGACUCCUUCUUCAACUUCUUCACCCCCCCAGAGGUUCCAGAAACUGGGGAGUUGGAUGAGGACUCGGAUGCGGUCCUGGCUGCAGACUUUGAGAUUGGCCACUUCAUCCGUGAGCGUAUCGUACCCCGGGCGGUGCUCUACUUCACAGGAGAGGCCAUCGAGGAUGAUGAUGAUGAUUAUGAUGAGGAGGGAGAGGAGGCAGACGAUGAGGAAGGAGAGGAGGAGGCAGACGAGGAGAACGACCCCGACUAUGAUCCCAAGGUUUAAGUGAUGACAGUAGAAAAAUAACCCUCUCCUGAAGGAGGCGGUCCCCCCAGCUGAGUGCAAGCAGCAGUGAAACCCGGCUGAUUGAGGAUCAACUGCACUGUAACGGCUUCUCAAAUCUAAAAAAAAAAGAACAUAAAAAAAAACCAGAUUUAAAACACGAAAAAAAAAAAGAAUAGUUACCGCCUUAUAAUGUUUUGUAUUUUUCUUGGUAGAGAAUUUGAAGAAGAACAAAAAAGUUUCACGAUUUUUGUUACAAAACUUACGGUAAUAUACUGGGAGCUGAGAGGCUCGAUAUACAUAGUAUUUUACUAGACCUGUUAUUUCCUUCUCUUUUCUCUGUACAAUAGCUAUAAUACAGGAUGAAAAAUCUCCCUCAAAGUAAGCAUGAGUUGUCUCUUCACUGCUAAAACUAGUUUGGGUUCUUGUGAAGUCUUUUGUUGUAUUUGCUCUUAGACAACAGCUGUGGUUUAGACUGCGUUGCGUCAACUUAUUCCCUUCAUCCCGCCCCUUUUCUCCUAUCAAAGCUCCUGGUUGGUCAGCUCUGGUCGUCCCAAGUGAACAUUUUUAACCUUAAGCCGCGGGGGGGGGGGGCGUUCAAGCACAUGUAAAAGCACUGUAGCAUCUUCUUUUCUUUUUUUUUUUGGGGGAGGACGGAGGUGUCAUUCCAGUUUAUUCCACUUCACUGAGCAUUGGGUCUACUUUUCCCGCUCUCGACACAUUCCAGUACGCUUCUCCACAAACUGGACGGACUUUAUCUCAAAUUGAACAAAAAAAAACGGAAGUGUUUCGCCCCCUUUUUUUCGUCAGUGGUCGAUUCUCUUUAACAUUCCAGAGAGUUCUUAGGCUAGCAGUGGCGCUGUCUUUUCUAUUAUAGCACUUUGUACUCGAUUUGUGUGGUGUCCUAUCGGUAGUUAGCUGUGAGAUAAUCCUCGUAAGCAGCACUUAGUAGAGUUCCCUCUGUGGAGACUUGUGCUAUUUGGGUUUUUAAAAGUGCAUUGCCUUGCCUUUUCUUACCGCUGGAGGAUUAGGCUCUGUAGGACCAGGUUUGGACACACGUAGCACAGAUUAUGAAAAAGUAUAAACCAGGUUUUCACACCCCUUUUUUUUUUUACCUCAUUUCACUAAUUGGUGACUAGUCAGGUGACUUAAAAUCAGACCUCAGCUCAGCCCCUGAGGUCUUUUAUCACUGUGAAAGAAAAAGGGGAAUUGUUUCGACCAACCCUCCCUCCCUAAACUCCUUCCUCUGUUAACCCAGAAAGCCACGGGGAAGCAUGUCCGAGCAAUACUUAAAAACAUCCAGGAGGGGGAGAAUAAACUGUAGCCUGCCCACCCCCCCCCCCCCCCCCCAUCGACCCCUUCAUCUUUCUUUAAUAAUGCCUUUUUUAGUUGAAGUUGUGGAGAGCCAGGGUACUUCUCCUUCUGCAGGGAGUAUUCAGAUCAUGUUGAUUGGAAAGGGUUUGUGUAGGGUCCUUCUGAGCAGCUGUUGUCAAGGCAAAAUGCUAUGCUACAAAAAUACUAAUGUACUCAAUAACUGUACGUGUAUGUUCAUUAAUAAAUUGGUUAAACAUGGA